AGUGGUGCCUAAUGAACAUUUGGAAUAUGAACAUGCCAGGAGAAUUAAACAUUGGUGCUGGAAAGGUGCUUUAUUACCGUCAGGUGGCAAAACAAAACCGCAAUGUCAUGCCGCUUUGGACGCUUCAAAAGCAUCUGUACGCGCAACAUCCAUAUGCGUGGUUUGCCAUUGCCAGUGAAUCCAAUGUAGCGGCCAUGGAAGGUCUUGCCGCCAAGCUCGGUAUGACACUUGUGCAGGAGCCUACAACGAGCUACAAAGUGAACAUUCGGCGUAUGAAUGAGUUUUUUGAUUGUGAGUUAAACGGACAGCUGAAGUGCACCAUGCUGAAUAAGCCGUGGGAUCGAUUUUUGGUCUCGCACUACGUUCGUAGCAAAAUGCCCGACCUGCGGUAUACUGUGCGAGCGCGGCACCCAAUCAAGAAGCGUGUGUCGGAUGCCUACUUGGAGGCGGAUAUCCUUCGCAGCACACGAGAAUCCGUUCAGUCGGUGCUCUCACCAGAGUUGGGUGAUGUCGUGUACUGCUGUGAGCGUGUCAUUCGAAAGUGGGCCAUGCGCACGGCGACAGGCGCCACUUUGCAGCUCGUUGAAACGAAGCGCACGCCCCUCAUCAUCACAAGGGCCGGCGACGAGGGCGAGCGGCUGGAGUACGAGUGGAUUGUUCCUUUACCGCAGCAGGCAGAGCGUAUCGACGUGGCCUCCCUCACGGACGAGUUGUGGGAGUACGGCAACAAGCUUGCCGAGGCGCUGGAGGAGGGAAUGGAGGAGCUGAUGGCGCACACCAUGACAGCCGUCUCUGCCUACUGA
Trypanosoma cruzi is the source of this 803-nucleotide messenger RNA. RefSeq lists its product as uncharacterized. The record is from RefSeq and is a predicted model, not a curated record. The annotation marks the transcript as partial. Lineage: Eukaryota; Euglenozoa; Kinetoplastea; Trypanosomatida; Trypanosomatidae. The transcript has a single exon.